CGCGGGCCGUGGGGCAGCGGGGCGUGGAGUGCGCAUGCGCUGGCGCAGCGCGGGCUGAGCGAGCGGGUUGUAAUUUUGACCUCCUCCUUGCAUGUUGGAAGGUGGUGUACAAGUUUGUUGUGACUGGCUGUAGAAACUGAAUCAGAAUGCCUACUCUUGAACAUCCAGAGUAUCCUGAAGCAACUCUGCUUCACUUGGAAAGUAUAAUGCCCUGUCGAGAAUCCCAGAUGUCCACUUUGCUGUCAGUAUUUGGAGAGCGUCAGCAAUAUAGCUUCCCAUCUAUCUUUAUCUAUGGACAUACAUCCAGUGGAAAGACUUACGUGCUGCAAACUCUUCUAAAAACACUAGAGCUUCCUCAUGUAUUUGUGAACUGUAUUGAAUGCUCUACUUCAAGGCUUCUUCUAGAGAAAAUUCUGAGCCAGUUGCAGAGCCUUUCUUCUAAGACUAAACAUGCUUCACACAUAUCCUGCGACACUUUGAAUCAGUUUGUAUGUCUAUUUAAGCAAGAGAUUAUGGCUGAAGAGCUACAGAAUGAAACAAUAUACAUUGUACUGGAUAAAGCAGAACAGCUGAGGGAAAUGGAGGCAAAUGUGCUGCCAGCAUUUCUUAGACUACAAGAACUGGCAGACAGAAAUGUGACUGUCAUCUUGGUCACUGAAAUUGUAUGGGAACUGUUCCGUCCAAAUACAGGAUGCUUUGAACCAUUCACCUUAUAUUUUCCUGACUAUAGCAUAGGACACCUGCAAAAGAUUCUGUCUCAUGAUCAUCCUCCAGAGUAUUCUGCUGAUUUCUAUGCUGCCUACAUUAACAUUCUCCUUGGUGUCUUCUACACAGUCUGCAGGGAUCUGAAAGAGCUUCGACAUCUGGCUGCACUAAACUUUUCUAAGUACUGUGAACCAGUGGUCAAGGGAGAAGCAAACGAACGUGAUACACGUAGACUCUGGAAAAAUAUUGAAUCUCAUUUAAAGAAAGCAAUGCAGACUGUUUAUCUCCGGGAAGUAUCAAGCUCACAGUGGGAGAGACUACAACAGGAUGAUGGAGAACCUGGACAAGUAAAAGGACUUUCUGCACAUACGCAUGUAGAACUUCCUUAUUACUCCAAAUUCCUACUUAUAGCUGCUUACCUUGCUUCCUACAACCCUUCUCGGUCAGAUAAAAGAUUCUUCCUUAAGCAUCAUGGGAAAAUGAAGAGGACAACAUUUCUGAAAAAACAUGAAAAGACCAGCAAUCACCUACUUGGGCCAAAGCCAUUCCCUCUGGACAGACUGUUAGCAAUAUUAUAUAGUAUUGUGGACAAGAGAGUUGCGCCGACUGGAAAUAUAUUUUCCCAGAUCAGCUCUCUUGUGACACUGCAGCUAUUAACCUUAGUUGGCCAUGAUGACCAACUUGAUGGACCAAGAUACAAAUGUACUGUCUCUCUCGAUUUCAUCAGAGCUAUUGCAAGGACCGUGAACUUCGACAUAAUAAAGUACUUGUACGAUUUCUUGUGAAAACAAGCUUCACAGCCAUAUGGACACUGUGACAAUGACUAAGGCAAGCUGUGUUCAUCUAUCUACUUAGCUGGCCAGGGAGAAGAGUGUUUUGGCUCUUUUGGAUUUGUCCAAACAGGUGCUGGCCCAGCAUGGCUUCUUAUGAAAAUACUCUGAUUGGUCUGGGUGGAUCUGAGCAGAGGACUAUUUACCAGGGACCCUGGAGUAUUUGGAAGCAAUGUGUUAAUUAUAAACAGCAGGGUUUGAGCACAAUCUGUUCUACUCUUAAUGAUGUUAUCUUAACACUGAAAUUGCCUGAAACCCAUUUACUUAGGACUGCAUUUUGCUCUAUGAACUAUCCCCUGUGCUUUGAACAUGGCAGCAGCCCUUGUUUGUGUGCCCAGUCUUUUCACUUCCUCUCCACAGGAAUCUUUGCAAUUGCCUGCCAAAGUAGCUUUUCCUAAGGCCACCAUUUUAAGAGAGUGGAGUAGCAAAAUAUAAUAAACAUAAGUGCAUGUUUAAAAUCAA
This is a messenger RNA of Alligator mississippiensis (American alligator), 1997 nucleotides long. It is a transcript of the gene ORC5, whose product is annotated as origin recognition complex subunit 5. The transcript has 15 exons. Gene Ontology annotation, biological process: DNA replication; DNA replication initiation. Lineage: Eukaryota; Metazoa; Chordata; Crocodylia; Alligatoridae. Gene Ontology annotation, cellular component: nuclear origin of replication recognition complex; nucleus. Gene Ontology annotation, molecular function: DNA replication origin binding. Bases 147 to 1490 code for a protein of 447 amino acids. The record is from RefSeq and is a predicted model, not a curated record.